UGCUCUUGCCGUAGUUUGAAGCCAUUGUCAUGGCGGGUGUCAUCUGACUCAAAACUUUUGACGCGACAAACUUUUUGAACGGUUAUGUCUGUUCCUCUGCAGCCGGUCGGUUUCGGCUCUGUCCACAUUGGACCUUUUACAACCGCGUCGGACACGAGCUGAAAACAACCCUCGUGAAUAUGUGACGUGAGCUGGUUUAAUGUUUGCGCGUGAUGACGUUGACCGGUGCGAGGAUGCAUCGCUAGGUAGCUAACGGUACCUCAGCUAGCCACUUUCAACAAGUUAGCUCAACUUUUAUCUGAACACUCACCGCGGACAGCGGACCGACUGUAACUCGUUAAAAGUGCCUGUCUGUCGCUUUGGACAGUCUUUCGUAUCAACAAUGUGUCGUGUUCUACGCUACUGUGUCAGCCACUGCCUUCAUGCAGCGAUGACCCGGCUGGAGGAGGUCAACGGGGAGGUGAGCAUGUGGUCGUCGGUCCGGUGGCUGGGCUACCUGUCCGGUCUCAACCUGCUGGUCGCCCUGUGCUUGGGGCUGUAUGCCCGGUGGGAGAGCACCGCGGAGACCACUCUUCUUGUCAUUUUCGUGUUGGCCCUGGUUGUCCUCGGAAUAGCAAGUGUAGUGUAUUACUACUUCAACAUGGAGAGGGUGAGCCUCAGUCUCCUCCACCUGUGGUUCGGCUUCCUGCUGGGGCUGCAGUGCUUCCUCCACAGCCCCGCUCUGGAGGGCAACCUGAAGGAGCGGGCGGCCAACUACCUGCUGCUGGCCAGUGUUGCUCUGAGGACGCUGUGGGCGCUGCUGGACCGGCUCUUAGGAUGCACCAGGUACCGUCCCGCCUUCCUUACCUCGGCGGAGCGGCUGGAGCUGGCGGGCUUUGCCAUCGCCAGCACGGCGCUGCUCAUCCAGAAGUCCCUGAGCGUGAUGGUGCUGGUGGUGGCGCUGGCCACGGUCAUGGUUGCCCUCCGGAUGAAGGCUCUUCUGGCGCUUCCCAACCUGGUCUGCUUCGCUGUGAUCGCCGCCGUGCUGUUCUUCGAGUCUCUGAACAUCACCACCAACCCGUUCGCCCUCGCCUGCUUUUUCAGCCAGCUCAUCUGCGACCCUCUGCUGGAUGUGUACUUCAGUGGUCUCUCUGUGACUGAGCGCUGGCAGCCGUUCCUGGUCUGGCGGGGCCUGUGGCGCCGGUUGUCCCUCCUGCCUCUGCUGAUGGUGGAGGUGACCUUCAUCAUUCUGGCCGCCCGGAAGGUGACAGACUUGGACCAGUGGUACCUGACGAUCCCAGCCUUUGUGGUCUGUGUGCUCUUCUGGGCCAUCUGCCACAUGGUGUUUGUCAUCACAGUGUGGGGCUUUCACACCAAGCUCAGCGACUGCCAGAGGGUGUGCCUGUCCCAGGGGUCAGGGGUCAACGGCCUGGACAAGAUUAUGGCCUCAAAGGGAAUGAGACAUUUCUGCCUCAUCUCUGAGCGCCUGGUGUUCUUCACGCUGGUGUCAACUGUGGCUGUUGCUGCUCUGUGUUGGCAGGCCUCCAGCAGUAUCUUUGUGAGCAUGUUUCUGCUCGUCCUGCCUCUGGAGUCUCUGUUCCACGGGCUUUUCUACGAGCUCGGGAACAGCCUGGGAGGAACCUGUGUGGGCUACGCAGUAGUCAUCCCCACCAACUACUGCAGCCCUGACGGUCAGCCCAUGCUGCUGCCUCCAGACCAGGUUCAGGAGCUGAACAGGCGCUCUACGGGCAUGUUGAACAGCGUGCAGCGCUUCUUCGCCCACCACCUGAUUGAGGCUUUCGGCUGCGACUAUUCCACCAGCGGUGUGACCCUGGAGGCUCUGCAGGCCAAGAUCAAAUCCUUCUUGGAGCUUCGCACGGCAGACGGGCCUCGCCACGACACCUACAUGAUCUUCUACAGCGGUCACAGUCACCGCUCUGGAGAGUGGGCACUGGCAGGAGGAGACGCUCUUCGUCUGGACCAGAUCUUGGAGUGGUGGAGGGAGAAGAACGGCAGCUUCUGCUCGCGCCUCAUCUUGGUGCUCGACUGCGACAACUCGCUGCCAUGGGUGAAGGAGGUCAGGAAGGUGGAGGGCCUGCACGUGGCUGUGCAGGGAGCGACGCUCGCUCGAGCGACGGACGUCGAGCUGCAGGACCCCCCGCAGCUCGGAGACUUCACCUCUCAGUGGGUGGAGUACAACUGCAACUCAAACAGCAACAUCAAGUGGUGUGAGAGGGGCAGAGCGGUUUCCGCCACCUACGGCAUCUCCAAACACUGGAGUGACUACACGCUGCACCUGCCGACAGGAAGUGAUGUCACCAACCACUGGAGCAUGUACUUCCCUCGGAUGACAUACCCGGUGGUCCAGCUGGCGCUGUGGUGCAGCGGUCUGAACCUGCUGUGGCUCUGCAGCGUCUGCCUGCGAUGCCUGAAGAGAGUCAAACUUAACUGGUUUCCACCAGCAAUACUGGACACCGGCCAAGGCUUCAAACUGGUCAGAUCAUAGAUAUGAAGAGGGCUAUUUUUAUUUUCAGAAUAUAUUUCCAAAAUAAUAUUGUCUAAAAUUCAACAAGUGCCUUUGGACCCUGAAAAUAGGCAGCUAUUGGAUGGUAGAAAAAUGAAUCACUCAGUUACUGCUGCGUUUUGAGAGUUGUCUUUCUAGUACUAGUUUUUAUAUUCUUUGCAAAUUCUUCUAUUAAUGUGUGUUUUUAGCCUUGAUUUAUAGGUCUUAACAUCAAAUAGAUCUGUCGAUGUGUGUGAUGAGACUGAGCACACUGAUGCUAUUUUUGCACAUUUUUGCAUUCUGUUAGACGUGAUUCCAACUUGAUUUUAAGAACCUUCGUGUUGUGCCUUUUACCGUAAAAUCACCAAAUAACAUCCAGGUCCCUAAGCUGAUUUUUUAAUUUUUUAAACCUUAAACCAAAGUGACCAUGGUGUGUGUGUGUGUAUAUAUUCAGAGGAAGAUCUCAGGCAUAAAUAAUAUUCUGUUUCUAGAGCACAAAAUGUUACAUUGCUCUUUUAUUUUGAUUGUGAAAUUAUUCCUUUUACAGCCCUCUGUACUACACUAUGCAUAGCUUUAUGUCAGUUGUAACAGCAUUUUGUAUAGCUUUUAGGGGUUAUUUAUAAAUACACUCCAGCUGCUUCAGGGAAUUAAGAAAGAGUUUUUUAAACUGUACUGAUGAAUGCACUACAAGCAGAGGUAUGUGAGAACCCCAGGAAUUAAAUGCAUCACAUAAUGAGAUCCAUUUUUUCCCCUGGGUUUGAUUAUAGUUUACUGGGCUAUGCAAGUUUAUUUGAACUAGUUUCAUGUGUUUGCAAAGGGGUUUGUGGGAAGAAAACCAGGUGAAAGAUGGCUGAAACUAUGCAAUAAAAGAGAAGUGAGACUUCACUUCUCAAAUCAAA
Dicentrarchus labrax (European seabass) is the source of this 3381-nucleotide messenger RNA. RefSeq names its product transmembrane protein 168b (gene tmem168b). The coding region runs from base 383 to 2485 and encodes 700 amino acids. NCBI's taxonomy places the organism in Eukaryota, Metazoa, Chordata, Actinopteri, Moronidae. The transcript has 4 exons. The record is from RefSeq and is a predicted model, not a curated record.